AUGAUGUUGAGAAAUUCCGCCACUAGAUUUAUUUUUAAUAGGUCAUCAACUAUUGCUAUUAGAGCCAAGUUUCCAUCAGGAAUAGCCACUAGCAACAAUAUUAAUCCAAGCACUUUAAGGAGUUAUUCUUCUUCUUUGAUUAGAAAUUAUAGGUUCUACUCUUCUGAAUCUAAAAAACCAGAAGAAAAAGAAGAGCAAGAGGAAAAAAAGGAUGAAGACGAAAAUUGUGUUCAUGAUACUGCCAAAGUUACAGAAUUACAAGAAAAAUUAGAAAAAAAAGAAGUUGAACUCAAAAAGGUUAAAGAUCAUUAUUUAAGAUCUGUUGCUGAUUUUAGAAACUUGCAAGAAACCACCAAAAAAGAUAUUGCUAAGGCUAAAGACUAUGCAUUACAAAGAUUUGCCAAAGACUUAUUAGAAAGCGUUGAUAACUUUGGUCAUGCUUUAUCUUCUUUCAAGCCAGAAUCUUUGGCUGAAAGCAAAGAGUUGGCUGAUUUAUAUGAUGGUGUAAAGAUGACUAGAGACAUCUUUGAGAAAACUUUGACUAAACACGGUAUUCAAAAACUGAACCCAAUCGGUGAACAAUUUGAUCCAAAUAAGCAUGAAGCUACUUUUGAAUUGGCCCAACCAGAUAAAGAACCAGGUACCGUUUUCCACGUUCAACAAGUUGGAUUUACUUUGAAUGACAGAGUCAUAAGACCAGCCAAAGUUGGCGUUGUUAAAGAUCCAGAAAAUUAA
Messenger RNA from Saccharomycodes ludwigii, 735 nucleotides. RefSeq names its product mitochondrial nucleotide exchange factor MGE1 (gene MGE1). The coding region runs from base 1 to 735 and encodes 244 amino acids. Lineage: Eukaryota; Fungi; Ascomycota; Saccharomycetes; Saccharomycodales; Saccharomycodaceae. The transcript has a single exon. The record is from RefSeq and is a predicted model, not a curated record. Gene Ontology annotation, cellular component: PAM complex, Tim23 associated import motor. Gene Ontology annotation, biological process: protein import into mitochondrial matrix; protein folding. Gene Ontology annotation, molecular function: protein-folding chaperone binding; protein homodimerization activity; adenyl-nucleotide exchange factor activity.